AUGGGCAACGAUGGCGGAAGUAUCCCCACCCGGCGAGAACUCGUCCGCGAAGCCGCAAAAGCGCCAUCUGCAACGCAGGUAAAAGAAGCCCAACGCGAGCAGCAGGAGCAUUAUUGGACUACAGAUCCUCUGUCGCACAAACCUCUUCUUCGACCUAUCGUUUCCGACUCAGUAGGGAAUUUAUAUAACAAAGACUCAAUACUGAAAUAUUUGAUUGGCGCCGAGGACGACGAUAUCAGUUCAAAGGCGGAUUGCGAUGAGAUUUUGCAGGGACGAGUCAAGGGUUUGAAGGAUGUGGUCGAACUCAAGUUUGAGGUUGACACCGAAGGCGUUUCGAAGAAUGGAAACGGCGAGAGAUGGAUUUGUCCUGUUACUACCAAGGAGCUCGGUCCUACUGUCAAGUCAGUUUAUAUUGUCCCCUGCGGCCAUGUCUUUGCCGAGGAGGCAGUUCGGGAAAUGAAGGGAGAUACAUGUCUACAGUGCAGCGAACCUUACACAGACGAGAACGUCAUCGUCAUCCUCCCUACAAAAGAAGCCGACAAACAGCGCCUAAUAUCGCGAGGCCAGAAACUCGCCGAGCAAGGGCUUACACAUUCCCUCAAAAAGCUUUCCGGAUCGAAGAAGCGCAAGAAGCAUGCAAAUGGCGAGUCUUCAUUGGCAGCAACGACUGAAGAAUCAGCCGCAUCGUCAACAAAAGCGAAAGCAGAAUCCAUCGAUAAAGACAAGCCUUCAAUUUCGUCAGCGUCAGGCAUCAAAAACGCUUCGACAGCGAUACUCACAGCCAAGGUCCUCGAGGAAGAGCAAGAAAGGAAAAAGAGGCAGAAAAUGGCUCGGAGUGAGAAUUUACAAACUCUGUUCCAUAACGAUAAUGAUAAGCGGAAGAUGAAGGAUGGAGAUUUCAUGACUAGAGGGUUCUCAAUUCCUGCCAAUGCACGGAGAUGA
Molecule: messenger RNA, 942 nt
Organism: Talaromyces amestolkiae
Lineage: Eukaryota; Fungi; Ascomycota; Eurotiomycetes; Eurotiales; Trichocomaceae
Exons: 3
Coding region: 1-942 (313 amino acids)
Biological process (GO): site-specific DNA replication termination at RTS1 barrier; mitotic DNA replication termination
Cellular component (GO): nucleus
Source: RefSeq, a predicted model, not a curated record